Messenger RNA from Clunio marinus, 2551 nucleotides. The record is from the annotation of a GenBank genome assembly. NCBI's taxonomy places the organism in Eukaryota, Metazoa, Arthropoda, Insecta, Diptera, Chironomidae.
AUGUCUCUUCAAUCAAAGUCGGGGAAUUUUUGUACGCCUGAAGAAAUAAAGUUGAAAAAACAACAAGCUGAAGAACGUCACAAAAAGUUCCUGCAGGAUCUAAAACUUAAAAAAUUACAAAAUAAUGAAAAUAACAAAGACUCAGCUAAAAGUGCCGAAAAAUCUUCAACAACAAUAACAAUCAGCGCUGAACAAAAAGCUGAAAUUGAGAAAAAACGCUUAGCUGCAAUUGAACGAGCUAAAGCAAAAAACAUUUCACUUGGAAAAUUCUCAAAAUUUCAACCGGCUAAUGUUUCGUCAAAGAUAAAUUCGACAAUAUCCAAUGUAGACAAUAGCAUUGUCUCCCUGAAUUCUAAUAAGCUAGUCAAUACAAAUUCAAGAAAUGAAAAUCGUUUAAAACUUCCAGAUGGGUUGUCAAUUGGAAAAGAAGCAACAACAUCAACGACAACUGUUUUAACUCCACAACAAAAAGCUGAAGUCGAACGAAAACGUCUCGCAGCACUUGAACGUGCUAAAGCGAAUAAUAUAUUACCAAGAAAAUUUCAUAGUGUGCCAGGUAAUCAGCAAUCAAAGUCUGUGAUAAGCGAAGCUCGUCAUCAUCCAUAUCAAAGACCGUCAACUGAUACGAAAGUUCCUCCAUUAAUACCAAAAAUUCCUGUCAUUUGCUCUUUGGAAAUAAUUAGUGAGAAACGUUUUGUGGCCAGAUUAAAUAACUAUAAUGAAGCAAUUAUCAACGAGUUUAAGAAAAUUCCAUCAAAAAGUUACGAUCAAAAAACUCGUAAUUGGUCUUUUAGUGUUGAAGACUACGAAAAAUUUUGUCAAAAUCUCGAGAACAUUAAAAAUUUUGUGAAAGUUGAAAAGGUUCCUGAAUUUGUCAUGAAACAUAUUCAAAGAGCGAUUGUUGCAUCUGACGAAUCGUGCCUUGAUUCAAUUGAAUCUGAACUGACACAGACAUUGUUAGACUUUCAAAAGGAAUCAAUUUGUUAUGGGAUUGCUCGUGGCGGUCGCGUUUUGUUGGGUGAUGACAUGGGACUUGGUAAAACACGACAAGCUUUAGCAAUUGCGGAUUUCUAUAGAAAUGACUGGCCUUUGCUUAUACUAACAACAGCAUCGUUGAGAAUAAUGUGGCGAGAUCAAAUAGUCGAUCUUCUACCAAAUGUCAAUGUCCAUGAUAUUCGUGUAAUGGAAACAAGUAAAGAAUCGAUUGGAGGUGCGAAAGUUGUUAUUUGCAGUUACAGUGGACUUGAAAAUAAUAUGAAGCGACUUAUGCUUCAUGGAUUUGGAAUGGUGAUUUAUGACGAGUCGCAUUCACUCAAAAAUGUUAAAGCAAAACAAACUAAAAACGCAACUGAACUUGCCGAUAAAGCUUUCAGAGUUGUUCUGAUUACAGGAACUCCAGCACUUUCACGACCAGCUGAAUUGUUUCCCCAAUUAGCGAUUCUUGACAGUCGUUUUGCUGAUUGGUGGAGUUUCACUCGUCGUUAUUGCAAAGGGCAUCAGACACAGUUUGGAUGGGACGCGACUGGAUCAUCUAAUCUUGAUGAACUCAAUGUUGUACUAAGAAAGAAAUUUAUAAUUCGACGAACGAAAGAAGAGUUGAAUGAAGUUUUUUCAGGAUUAGGAAAGAAAUUGAGGGAAGUUGUGAUGUUGAAGGAUUUUAAAAUCAAUGAAAGCAAUAAUAAAAUAAUGAAAGGGUUUGCCCAAAAGUUUCAAGAGAAUCGUGGAGCUCUUAAACAACAAAAGUCAAUUUUAAUGAAUUGGUACACGCAAACAGCUGAAUUAAAAGCCGAAAGUGUUUGUCGAUACAUUGAAGACAUCCUAAAGAAGAAUGAUGAAAAGUUGAUCAUCUUUGCAGCUCAUUUUUCUGUCAUGGAUGCUUUAUCAAAUUGCUUAACAAAUAAUAAAGUUUGUUAUGUUCGGAUUGACGGUAAAACAUCUUCAGAUGUUAGGCAAUUGAAUGUCAACCGCUUCCAGAAUGAUUCAAAUGUUCGUUGUGCUAUUUUGUCGAUCAGAGCUUGUUCUGCUGGAAUUACAUUAACAGCAGCCAGCACAGUCAUUUUCACUGAACUAGAUUGGACACCAUCAAUGAUUAUUCAAGCUGAGGGACGAGUUCAUCGAAUUGGUCAAGAGAAGCAAGUUAAAAUUAUUUUUCUUAUCGCGCCCGGUACUGCUGAUGAUGAAAUUUGGAAUCUUUUGAAUGAAAAGCAAAAAAAUUUAACGAAAGUCGGUUUGGUUGGUGUUGAUGAAAAUUUAUCUGAAAAUUUAGCAGCUUCAACAUUUGAUGCUGGGACGUCAGCUGCUGGAAUAGCAACAAAUUCCAUCACAAAUUACUUUCCAUCUUCUCAAAACACUUCAAAAUCAUCGGAAAGCUUCUACACAUGUGAAGCUGAGAUUCGUGAACUUGUUGAUGAUGCUAAUGACAACGAUGACGAUGAUAUUGAUAUGGAAGAAGUUUUACAGAAAGUUGAAGAAAUGGAAAGAGUUGUCGUAACGAAACAAGAAGAAUCUGAUGAAACUUUCGACUCGGAAAUGAUUCUAGAAGUCGAGAAGA